Pleurotus ostreatus (oyster mushroom) is the source of this 1005-nucleotide messenger RNA. RefSeq lists its product as uncharacterized. Bases 1 to 1005 code for a protein of 334 amino acids. Lineage: Eukaryota; Fungi; Basidiomycota; Agaricomycetes; Agaricales; Pleurotaceae. The transcript has 5 exons. The record is from RefSeq and is a predicted model, not a curated record.
AUGCUCGACGCAUUCAAGAUCAAGCCCUUCGACCUUGAGCCGAUAUUCGCGUCUUGGACUGACGGUCCCCGCUUUACGGGCAACCCCAAGAAAGACCUACCUGUCGACGAAUGGUUGAACCAAAUCAAGGAGGGGUGUGUUCAGCGCAAGGUGCCGCAGGAAUACUGGCACAAAGUCGGUCGUCAUUUCAUGGAACCAAAGGCGAAAGCGAGGAUGGACGAGUUGAAGAAAGUGAUGGCCAAGGUCCAUGGUGGCAACUAUCGCUGGAACUGGAAGAAAUUCAAGAUCGCUAUGCGCAAUAUGGGAUGGGAUAUUGAUGCGUCCGAAACCGAGGCUAUUCGUGUCCAAACGAAACCGUCUGGGAUAUUUUGGUUCACGAAGAACAAGACCGAGGAACCUGAAUCUGUUGAAGAGGUCGUAGAGACCAAGGAUGUCAAGGGACACCAACGUCCGACCUUGUCGUCUAUGCGCUCGGACUCGCUGUGGCUCAUGCGCAAGAAUUCGAAGAAUGCGAGUGAACAGCCCCAGAGGCCCAUACCAGUCAAAUCCAAGACAACAGACUCUUCUUUUUGGAAUACCAGGAAGGAGAAGGAGUCUUCCAAAGACGAAGUGUCGAAGGAGGUCAUCUCCGCAGCGCCUCUUCCCAAGAAAGCUGAGACCGCUGUAGUCCUUCCCUCGAAGCCGGUCGAGUCGAGUCCAGAAGAGACGGUUACAACCAUCGCUCAUGCACCAAAGUGGCUCCUCAACGCCUGUAACGCGCUUGACUUCCUCACCACUGAGCAUCCAAAAACCAUGACGACGAUCAGCGCUGUUCUCAUUACCGUUGGUACUCUACCCGCAACUCUGGUAGCUGCAGGCGUUGGAGGACCCGUUGGAGCAGUAUUGGCCUCCCACGCCGCGCAAGCCGUCAGCGCGGUGGCCCUCGGUGUCGGUAACUUGUUGAAAGCACAAACGGACGGACAAGUCCAAGCAGCCAAUGCCCCCGCCACGUCGACCGUUCGCUGA